This is a messenger RNA of Aspergillus steynii IBT 23096, 1154 nucleotides long. RefSeq names its product homoisocitrate dehydrogenase lysB (gene lysB). Lineage: Eukaryota; Fungi; Ascomycota; Eurotiomycetes; Eurotiales; Aspergillaceae. Gene Ontology annotation, molecular function: magnesium ion binding; isocitrate dehydrogenase (NAD+) activity; NAD binding. The transcript has 4 exons. Gene Ontology annotation, biological process: tricarboxylic acid cycle; isocitrate metabolic process. The coding region runs from base 26 to 1108 and encodes 360 amino acids. The record is from RefSeq and is a predicted model, not a curated record. Gene Ontology annotation, cellular component: mitochondrion.
CUCAUUCUUGCUCAUCACACUCGCCAUGGCUGCUGCUCGGACGCUUCGCAUAGGUCUCAUUCCCGGUGAUGGUAUCGGACGGGAGGUCAUUCCGGCCGGUAGACGGAUCCUGGAAUCCCUGCCCUCUUCUCUCAACCUGAAGUUCAGCUUCGUGGACCUGGAUGCGGGUUACGACACCUUCAAGGCCACCGGAACUGCGCUGCCCGACAAGACCGUGGAUACUCUGAAGAAGGAGUGUGAUGGAGCUCUGUUCGGUGCUGUCAGCUCCCCCAGCACCAAGGUGGCCGGCUACUCGUCUCCGAUUGUCGCCCUCCGCAAGAAGCUGGACCUCUACGCCAACGUCCGACCGGUCAAGUCCACCACCGGUGGCAGCCACGGCAACCCCAUUGACCUGGUGAUUGUGCGUGAGAACACCGAGGACCUGUACGUCAAGGAGGAGCAGAGCCGGGACACCCCCAACGGCAAGGUGGCCGAGGCCAUCAAGCGGAUCUCCGAGAGCGCCUCGUCGCGCAUCUCCACCAUCGCCGGUGAGAUCGCUCUGCGCCGCCAGAAGAUCCGCGACGUGGCACCCACGCCCGCUCUGCGCACCAACCCCCUGGUGACCAUCACCCACAAGUCCAACGUGCUGUCGCAGACCGACGGCCUGUUCCGCGAGACGGCCCGCAAGGCCCUCGCCGCCCAGCGCUUCUCCUCCGUCGAGGUGGAGGAGCAGAUCGUCGACUCGAUGGUCUACAAGCUCUUCCGCCAGCCCGAGUACUACGACGUCAUCGUCGCCCCCAACCUGUACGGCGACAUCCUGUCCGACGGCGCCGCCGCUCUGGUCGGCAGUCUGGGUCUGGUGCCCAGUGCCAACGUUGGUGACGGCUUUGCCAUCGGUGAGCCCUGCCACGGCAGUGCCCCUGACAUCGAGGGCAAGGGCAUCGCCAACCCCAUCGCCACGCUGCGCAGUGUGGCGCUGAUGCUGGAGUUCUUGGGCGAGGAGAGCGCCGCCGCCAAGAUCUACACGGCCGUCGACGGCAACCUGGACGAGGGCAAGUACCUUUCGCCCGACAUGGGCGGAAAGGCCAGCACUCAGGACGUGCUGAACGACGUGCUGAAGAGACUGUAAGAGGAUGUACAAUGUAAAGAGUAGAUAAAAUGUAUGAAUUUGUGAC